AUGAAGGACUGUUCUCGUCUCUGUCGAUUUUUCCUCUUUAUUUUGAUACUAUCGAGCAAAAAGCUUGUUCUAUCGGACACGAGUGUUGCGUGUCGAUUCGAUGGACAGGAUGAUAAUAUCUUUUGGAUCGGUGAAACAAUUACCGGUUUUGUUGAUUUCGUUCACAAGGAUAGUGCAGACUUAAAGUUAGACCGUAUCGAUGGUGAAUUAAUCGGUGAAACCGUUACCAAAGUGCUAGAAGAAACCGAGAAUGGUAAUGUCGAAAGAAAAGUGGAAGAAAUAAUAUUCAAUCAAAAAAUCUUCGUCCGUCCGCUUAAUACAAAAGGUUCGUUUUCGGUAGAACGUGGCAAACACAGUUGGCCAUUUCGUUUUCAACUAGCUGACGAUCUACCACCGUCGUUCGAACAGAAUAAGACCGAUGUCUUCAAGGUUCACUAUUAUAUCCGUCUUUCGUUUGUUCGAUCGGAAUGGUACCGAUUCAAUAUUCAUAAAACUUGUCCAAUCGUCGUGAGACAACCAGGAAGACUUUUGCCUUUAACUAAACUGAAGGCAGAGAAAUCAAGUCGGAACGGUGUUCGAUUUCGUGUCAUAUUCGACAGAAAUGUGGUCAUUGCUGGCCACAAUCUUUCCUUCAAUGUGAAUUUCAUCAAUCCAAAACAAGCUUUGAUACGACGUGUAUCGAUUAUCCUUACUGAAUAUAUUGAAUACGAUGGCCGAGAAAAAUCUGUCGAUAUUAUCAAACAAGAUUUAGAUUAUAUCAAAGCAUUGAAAGAUAAGCAUAUCAAUCGAAACUUUCAAAUACGUAUACCAUCAACAACUCCGGUGACAUUUACAUUUGCCGAAUCGGCUGCGAAUCAUUAUAAACUUCACUUUGAAGUUCAUCUACGAGGAAUAUUUACCAACAUUAAACUUGAAAUUCCCAUUGUUGUCAUGGACCUAGUACCAGAUGUAAACGAUAAUGAAAAGGAUAAAUAA
Molecule: messenger RNA, 975 nt
Organism: Adineta ricciae
Lineage: Eukaryota; Metazoa; Rotifera; Eurotatoria; Adinetida; Adinetidae
Source: the annotation of a GenBank genome assembly